AGUAAAAAUUCCCUUGUCCUUUUAUAUUUGGCCUUGGUUUGGUUUUUUGCCCCCCAACGCAGAGAUCCCCAGCUUCCCGAGAAACAUGACAUUUUCUACCCCAUCAAACCUCGUCCCAGAGACCAACGGCGCAGCAGUAGCUGCUGCUGCAAAGAAUGACUUUAUUGUCAAGGCCGGUCUCGCCCAAAACUUGAAGGGCGGUGUGAUUAUGGACGUGGUGAACGCGGAGCAGGCUCGCAUCGCCGAGGAAGCAGGUGCAUGUGCUGUCAUGGCUCUCGAACGGGUACCAGCCGACAUUCGCAAAGACGGCGGUGUGGCUCGCAUGUCCGAUCCCAAAAUGAUCAAGGAGAUCAUUGAGGCCGUAACUAUCCCCGUCAUGGCCAAGGUUCGCAUCGGUCACUUUGUCGAGGCUCAGAUCAUCCAGCACCUCAACGUUGACUACAUUGAUGAAUCCGAGGUGUUGACUCCCGCCGACGAGCAACACCACAUUGACAAGAGCAAGUUCAAAGUGCCUUUUGUCUGCGGUGCAAAGAAUUUGGGUGAGGCUUUGAGGAGGAUCAACGAGGGUGCCGCCAUGAUCCGGACAAAAGGAGAGGCUGGAACGGGUAACGUUGUUGAAGCUGUACGACACGCACGUCAGCUUAUGGGAGAGAUCCGGAAAGUCCAAGCCAUGGCGGAGGAGGAGCUCUACGUUUACGCAAAGGAAAUCCAGGCCCCUUACAACCUUCUUAAAGAAACCGCACGAUUGGGCCGUUUGCCCGUCGUCAACUUUGCCGCCGGUGGUGUUGCAACUCCCGCCGAUGCUGCCAUGAUGAUGCACUUGGGCAUGGACGGUGUGUUUGUGGGCUCUGGCAUCUUCAAGUCGGGCGACCCUGCCAAGCGGGCCAGGGCCAUUGUCCAGGCUGUCACCCACUACAAUGACCCUGCUGUUUUGGCAUCUGUAUCGGAAGACUUGGGGGAGGCGAUGGUUGGUAUCAACUGCGAUUUGUUGCCAGAGGAACAAAAGUUUGCCAAACGCGGUUGGUAAAGCUGUAAGAGGCGCUGGUAGCCAUUGUAUGGUGUCCAUUGUAGUUUACGGCUGGGUGGAUAGCUGGGGGACGCGUUGGGUAGCAAAGCACAAUGGGGUGCAAGGGGUAGAUUCUCAUAUUUCAGACGCUUUAGCAUUGCAAUUUUCUUCUUUUUUUUUAUCAUGAAAGGCUAUAGAUGUUGAGAUUGGACAUGAUUUUUGUUUAACAAAUACGGUCUUUGUAUUCGGAAGCGGAUGUUACAAAUUCUAAUAUUUUCCUUCCUAUACCAAGAGAUGAGAAGCGUCUAGUCCAAC
This is a messenger RNA of Spizellomyces punctatus DAOM BR117, 1321 nucleotides long. RefSeq names its product pyridoxal biosynthesis lyase pdxS. Gene Ontology annotation, molecular function: amine-lyase activity. NCBI's taxonomy places the organism in Eukaryota, Fungi, Chytridiomycota, Chytridiomycetes, Spizellomycetales, Spizellomycetaceae. Gene Ontology annotation, biological process: amino acid metabolic process; pyridoxal 5'-phosphate biosynthetic process; pyridoxine biosynthetic process. The coding region runs from base 86 to 1027 and encodes 313 amino acids. The transcript is spliced from 2 exons. The record is from RefSeq and is a predicted model, not a curated record.